AUGAAAAGAUACUUGGUGAAAUUUACAAACAGUAAAUACCUAUAUGUUAACAUUUAUUUUUAAAAAUUAUUUUACCAUAAGACCUUCGCCGGGACCAAAGCAAAAUAAUUUAUCAUAAAUGACAAAAGAUUGGAAAUGCUGGUGUCGGUUGUGUGGGAGAGAAAACGGGAGUGAAAUAGACGUCUUUAUUAAAAAUGAAAACGCAACUACAAUUGCUGAAGCUAUUCAAAGUUAUUUCUCAGUUUCAAUUCUUGAUACAGAUAUUAUACCAAUAAAAAUAUGUAACGUAUGUAAUGAUAUUGUGAUAGGACUAAUAAAUUUUACUAUACGAUCUUCGAGAGUUCAACAACUUUUUAAUGAACUUCAAUUUCACCAGAAUGUAGAAAUUGUCGAUAUAAAUGAGCUGCGUAAUAAAUAUGGUUUGACAAACCAAACUAACGACUUAAAAUUCCUUAAAGGCAGCCAAAAUUUUGAAAAACAUGAUGAUAUGAUCAAGAUAAAUGAGGUUCCUGAAGGCAGCUUUUUAGACGAAAAUAUUGGUGGAUUUUUCAAAUGUGAAAAUAACAGUAAUUUUAGUGCGGAACACGAUGAUAACAGUAGUAAUUUAAGUGAAGACGAAAAACCUCUUUUGAAGUUAAAAACAAAGAAAGGAGCAUUGCACAAACAUAUAUUAAAAAGAAGAAAAAUUAAAGUUUUACCAGAGAACUUUGUUGAAAGUAAUUUAUCAGAACACAGUUCUGGAAAUGAUUCAGAAAAUAGUCUAAAUAGUAACACAUCUGAAAAAGAUAUUCUAAAUGAAUGCAAUAAUAAGAAUGAACCGGAUUCUCUUUGUGUGCCAAAAAAGAUGCGCAGAAGGAACGUUUCUCCAGUUGUCUGUGAAAUUUGCAAUAAGAGUUUUAUUAGUAUAGGUAAAUAUAAUUAUCAUAAAAGAACGAAGCAUAACACUGCAAAGAAAAACGAGUCAGUUGUUUGCAAGACUUGUGGAAAAACUUUCAAGAAACAGUCCAAAUUAGAAGAUCAUGAAAACGUACAUUUGCCACCAGAAAAACAAAAACUGUAUUCUUGCCCGCAAUGUGAUAAAAAAUUUCCAAUACAAGCUUCAAUCCAAUUGCAUAUUAAAACGGUACAUAUGCGAGAAAAAACAUUGAUUUGUGAAGAAUGUGGAAAAAUAUUUGCAACAAUUGCGGAACUUAAUUCACACAAAGUUGUUCACUCAGAUUUCACACCAUUCCAAUGUCCAAAAUGUCCGAAAACAUUUAAAAGACUGAUUUCAUUAAGAACUCAUAUUGAUUGUCACGAUGAUACUAAAUACACUUGUCCAAUAUGUGCAUGCCAACUGAAUACGAAAACUAUUUUACGCCGCCAUAUGGUUAUACAUUCAGAUGAGAAAAAAUACAAAUGUAAUUUUUGUCAAAAAGGUUUUAAAAGAACCAAAGCUUUAAAAAAUCAUUUAAUACUACAUACGGGUUUAAAACCAUAUGAAUGCCCUUUUUGUGACCAAACAUUUGCACAGGGUUCAAACUGUAGAAAACAUCAAAAAAAUUCUCAUCCAGCAGAAUUAGCAGCGAUGGAAAGUAGUGGCGAAAAAAAAGCAUGUAAAAAUGUUCCACCAUUAGAACAUUUGAAAGCUGUGAAUAAUGCAGCAAUUGUUAAUUCUAAUGAUAACAUUAUUACGAAAAUUGAAAAUGUGACUAACGAAAAUGUGACGAAGUUUUAUUUAAAUAAUUACCUUAAUUAUUGGAGGAGCUGGUGUCGUUUGUGUGCUAGAGAAAAUGGAAGUGAAAUAGACGUCUUUAUUAAAAAUGAAAAUGCGACUACAAUUGCUGAUGCUAUUCAAAAUUAUUUCUCGGUUUCGAUUCUUGAAACAGACAUCAUGCCAAUAAAAAUAUGUAACGUAUGUUAUGAUAUUGUAAUAGAACUAAUAAAUUUUACUAUACGAUCAUCGAGAGUUCAGCAACUCUUUAAUGAACUUCAAUUUCACCAAAAUGUAGAAAUUGUCGAUGUAAAUGAGCUACGUAAUAAAUAUGGUUUGACAAACCAAAAUUACGAUUUGAAAUGCCUUAAAGACAGUCAAACCUGUGAAAAACAAGAAGAUGUAAUCAAAAUAAAUGAGGUUCCUGAAGGCAGCUUUUUAGAUGAGAACAUCGGUGGAUUUUUUAAAUGUGACAACAUUAGUAAUUUUAGUGUAGAAAACGAUGAUGAUAGCAGUAAUGUAAGCAGUGAAGAUGAAAAACCUCUUUUGAAAUUAAAAAUCAAAAGAGAAGUAUUGGAUAGACAUAGAUUAAGAAGAAGAAAAAUAAAUGUUUUGCCGGAGGACUUUGUUGAAAGUAAAUUAUCAGAGCAAAGUUCCGAAAAUGAUUCGGAAGAUAGUCUAAAUAGUAGCACAUUUGAAAAAGAUACUCUAAAUGAAUGCGAUAAUGUUAAGAGUGAAACUGAUUCUGUUUGUUUGCCUAAAAAGAUGCGGAGAAGGAACGAUUCGCCAGUGGUCUGCGGAAUUUGCAGCAAAAGUUUUAAUAGUAGAGGUAAAUACAAUUAUCAUAAAAAAACCAAACAUAAUACUGCAAAAAAAAGUGAAUCAGUUGCCUGCAAAACUUGUGGAAAAACUUUUAAAAAACAGUCAAGGUUAGAAGAUCACGAAAAUAUGCACUUACCGCCGGAAAAGCGCAAAUUGUAUUCUUGCCCCCAAUGUGAUAAAAAAUUUGCAGUACAGGCGUCAAUUCAAUUGCAUAUUAAAACUGUACAUAUACGUGAAAAAACGUUUAUUUGUGAAGAGUGUGGGAAAGUUUUCGCAACAAGUGAUCAACUUAACUCCCAUAAAGUUGUUCAUUCAGAUUUUACACCAUUUCAGUGCCCAAAGUGUCCAAAAUCUUUUAAAAGACUGACUUCAUUAAGAACUCAUAUCGAUUGCCACGAAGAUACAAAAUAUAUUUGUCCAAUAUGUGGAUGCCAGCUUAAUACCAAAACUAUUUUACGCCGCCAUAUGGUUAUACAUUCAGAUGAGAAAAAAUACAAAUGUAAUUUUUGUCAAAAAGAAUUUAAGAGAACAAAAGCUUUAAAAAAUCAUUUAAUACUACAUACGGGUUUAAAACCAUAUGAAUGUCCUUUUUGUGAUCAAACAUUUGCUAACGGGUCAAAUAGCAGAAAACAUCAAAAAAAUUCUCAUCCAGCAGAAUUAGCAGCAAUGGAACGAAGUGGUGAGAAAAGAGCAUGUAAAAAUGUUCCACCAUUAGAACAUUUGAAAGCUGUAAAUAAUGCAGCUAUUAUUAAUCCUCAUGAUAGUAUUAUUACCAAAAUUGAAAAUGUUACUAAUGAAAAUGUAACGAAAUUUUGCUUAAGUACUUCAAUUGAAGCAAAUCUUGACACUGCCUCUACAUUUGAUACACAAUCUCGAAAUCAGUUAACACUUGAUUCUAAUUUAUGUGACAAUUUGAAUUUUGCUAUUCAUCCAAAAAUCGAAUUAAAAGAAAAAAAUGAUGCGCAAACCGAAAAUUGCAUUGAACCGCAAAUUUCUCCUAAAUUUUAAAAUUGCAAUUAUUUUUAUUUUAUAGAUAAUAUUAUGAUCGGUACGGAAAAUAAGAAAUUCAACUUUUGUAACAUAAAAUUUUCUUUGUAAUAUUGUAUAUUACGAAAUUAAAUGUUACAUUUGUUAUUAUUUUUGUGAAUGUAUGCAUUACUACAUUUGAGAACUUAAUUUAAAAUUGUAAAGUAUUUAUGUAAUUGAAUAGUU
This is a messenger RNA of Condylostylus longicornis, 3727 nucleotides long. Its product is annotated as zinc finger protein 845-like. Bases 119 to 3523 code for a protein of 1134 amino acids. Gene Ontology annotation, cellular component: nucleus. Lineage: Eukaryota; Metazoa; Arthropoda; Insecta; Diptera; Dolichopodidae. The record is from RefSeq and is a predicted model, not a curated record. Gene Ontology annotation, biological process: regulation of DNA-templated transcription. Gene Ontology annotation, molecular function: RNA polymerase II cis-regulatory region sequence-specific DNA binding; DNA-binding transcription factor activity, RNA polymerase II-specific; zinc ion binding. The transcript is spliced from 4 exons.